Messenger RNA from Teleopsis dalmanni, 1032 nucleotides. RefSeq names its product chondroitin sulfate synthase 2-like. Lineage: Eukaryota; Metazoa; Arthropoda; Insecta; Diptera; Diopsidae. Gene Ontology annotation, cellular component: Golgi cisterna membrane. The transcript is spliced from 5 exons. Gene Ontology annotation, molecular function: glucuronosyl-N-acetylgalactosaminyl-proteoglycan 4-beta-N-acetylgalactosaminyltransferase activity. The coding region runs from base 1 to 1032 and encodes 343 amino acids. The record is from RefSeq and is a predicted model, not a curated record.
AUGUCUGCAAAAAAUGUCAUCCGUCCACGUUAUUACUCCUCUGAAUUGGGAAUACGCGAAAAAGUUUUUGUUGGCGUUAUGACAUCACAGGACAACAUAAAUACGUUGGCGACAGCAAUUAACCGUACAACGGCUCAUUUAGUCAAUAAAAUAAAAUUCUUCAUAAAUGCAGAUAAUGUUAAAAAAAACUACAAUCUUAAAAAUAUUGUAGGAUUCACAGAUACUCGCGAAACUUUACGACCUUUUCAUGUGAUAAAAUACAUUGCAGACUAUUAUCUUGACGACUAUGAUUAUUUCUUAAUUAUACCGGAUAAUGUGUACGUUGAUGCACGAAAGCUGAAAUCUAUGCUGUAUCAUAUGAGCAUCACAUUUGAUCUCUACAUGGGCUCACGUACAGAACAGAAUGUUGUAGGCUAUGGUGCAUACAAUGGGCGGUCGGACGAUCUGAUGAACAAUGGUAAGAUAGAGAAUGAGAAUAAUGAUGAUUUCAAAAUGCUCAGUGAUCGGAAUUACUGUGAUUUAAAUGCGGGCAUAUUGCUUAGUAGCAGUGUCAUAAGAAAAAUGCGCAAUAAUCUCGACUGGUGCGUGCGGAAUGGCAUUACCAAUGUACACAGCGUUAAUAUUGGCCGAUGUGUUAAGUAUUCCAGUAAAUUAUCUGGCUGUCAAGAGAGUUUUCAGGGUGUUCGACAGUUCACGUAUCCAUUAAAACCAUAUGUAAAGUUAUUUAAAGAUCUAAACCAGUUAACAAAGGACGAUUUUUUUCGCAACUCAACUACUGUUUAUCCGGUAACAUCUACUGAUGAUUUCUAUCGCUUGCACGCUUACUUCUCUAGGUAUCAUUUGGAACUGGUGCAGCAACGUAGCAACGAGUUGGAACAGAAAUCUUAUCACAUCGCUAAUGGUUCAGUGUCUAAUAAUAUACUUGAAAUACGCUGGCCACUGGAAUUGCCCAAAUUGCUUGAAGACGAUAACAUUAAAAAGCGGAGGCACCAGUUUCUCUUUACACAAAAAAAUUCAACUAAAUCGGUAUAA